AUGACGUUCCUUUGCCUUCUAUGGUUUGCCACAAUUGGUUCUACAACAUCGCAAGAUGAAUUUCCAACAGUUAGAUGGGGGCAGAGUUCAAAAAAGUUGACGCUCAUCAUUUCCAUCCCGUUUGUUGAAGGGGAAAAAGUGGAAUUUACGGAAAGUAACAUACACCUUACAGCGUCCAACAAGCAAGGUCAGAACUUCGAACUCAAUUUGGAUUUACUAAGACCGAUAAUCCCAGAGAAAUGUUCCUAUACCUCAUUGGACAGCGGGCUAAAACUACAAAUUGAGAAACGGGUUAAGGAACCGUGUUGGAAGCACUUGACGAAGAACAAAAAAGUGAAUUUUUUGAUAAAAGACAAAAGGCUUAGCAAUGCAACUGACUGUGAAGAGGCCAAGGAAGCCUGGCUGUCAGAAUACGUAUUUUUUAAAAGGAAAAAUAAGUUGAACAACUCCCCAACAAGGGCGGAUGAUGUUGACCCAACAAAAAAAAAGGACAUCAACAUAAUUGACAGCUUGAAGGACGCCCACCCAAAUUUCACCCUGCAGGAAUAUUAG
Plasmodium knowlesi strain H is the source of this 552-nucleotide messenger RNA. RefSeq lists its product as uncharacterized. Gene Ontology annotation, cellular component: nucleus; cytosol. Bases 1 to 552 code for a protein of 183 amino acids. Lineage: Eukaryota; Apicomplexa; Aconoidasida; Haemosporida; Plasmodiidae. Gene Ontology annotation, biological process: chaperone-mediated protein complex assembly; protein folding. Gene Ontology annotation, molecular function: protein-folding chaperone binding; Hsp90 protein binding. The record is from RefSeq and is a predicted model, not a curated record. The transcript is spliced from 8 exons.